AUGGCGUUGAGCACCCAAAGAGCCUCUGAUCCUUCAGCUGAUCAGUCAGCUCCUCCUCAAUGGAACUACGAUGUGUUUUUGAGUUUCAGGGGUGUAGACACUCGAAAUAGCUUUGUGUCCCAUUUAUACCACGAAUUGCAGCACAGGGUUCUGCCUGUGUUUUAUAAUGUGGAUCCCUCCGAUGUGCGAAAACAAAGCGGCAGUUUUGCAGGGGCGUUCGCUGAGCAUGAGAAAAGGUUUAGGGAAGACAUAGAAAAGGUGAAGCGCUGGAGAGCUGCUUUAACAGAAGUUGCCAAUUUAUCGGGGUUGGAUUCAAAUAAGAUUCAGUGUGAAAGAAAGCUCAUUGAAAAGAUUGUUGAUUGGGUGUGGGGGAAAGUGCAUCGCACAUUCAAAUUGUUAGAUUCCACAGAGUUAGUGGGAAUUAAGUUUACACGUGAGGAAAUGGAUUUGCUUCUAGAUCCUACAGAUGAUGUUCGCUUUGUAGGGAUAUGGGGGAUGGGAGGCAUUGGCAAGACAACCAUUGCUAGGCUUGUUUAUGAAAGCAUUUCUAUUCAUUUUGAAGUUAGCUGCUUUCUUGCUAGUGUUAGAGAGGCUUCUGAAGGUAAUCGUCUUGUUGAUCUACAAAGACAGCUUCUUUUCCCUAUCUUGAAGAAACAAAUUACUCGAGUUUUGAAUGAAGACUGGGGGACCCAUUUCAUUAAGAAUUGCUUAUGUAAUAAAAAGGUUCUUCUCAUUCUUGAUGAUGUGAAUGCAUCAAGCCAACUAGAGAAAUUUGCUAAGGAAAAGGAUUGGUUUGGUAAGGGGAGUAUAAUCAUCAUUACAACUAGAGAUGAACGGUUGGUUAAAAAGCAUGAUAUGGAGAUAUCAUAUAAGCUUGAGGGAUUAGGUGAUGAUGAGGCUCUUGAGCUCUUCAGUCUGAAUGCCUUUAAAAAAUUUGAGCCUGACGAAGUUUUGAUAGACUAG
Messenger RNA from Prunus avium (sweet cherry), 963 nucleotides. Lineage: Eukaryota; Viridiplantae; Streptophyta; Magnoliopsida; Rosales; Rosaceae. The record is from RefSeq and is a predicted model, not a curated record.